GAAUGAGAGGAAGAAGUUCUCGUCUGGUCUCCGGAAGGGGUAAUGGUGGCAUAACGGACGUAUUUUCUCCAUUUUUGUCCAAUCUGUCUGUCUUUCAGCUCCGCUUUUUCACCUGACUCUGCAGCAUUGGUGUUUUUUGCGAAUGAAAAGCUGCAGCGCUGCUUCGAGCUCUAACUAGCGGCAGCCGCUGGGAGCCGUAGCGGUGCACGGUGUGCCUGUCUGAACACGUCGUGAGUUGUUAGCCCCCCCCACACACACACACAAGCAGACGAUCUCUGGUAUGUUGAUGGCAGCUCAGAAAAGCCUAAAAAUCCAUCAUGGCGGGCCCUGAAGAAAAGUAGCAGAGUAACACAGCAAAGUUUGGUCGCCUCUGAUUUAAGGCUUUUUUGUGAGGGAAGUUAAUGGUCCUUAUGCACCCAAGUGCAGCAGUCUUUCUUCGAGGUUAUUUCCCUUCAGACGAAGAACAGGGGUCCACUAAUAACGAAGCCAUCUUUGCUGAUAACUGAGUUGGGGGGGGGGAAACAGAAGAAGGAAGGGGACCUCUUCGUUCAUCAGAUCCUAAUUAGUUUACUUAAGAGCUUUAUUUAACUCCUGUAAGCUAAACCCCUAAAUGAACAAUGUGUGACAGUACUGAAAAGUUGGGUUUGGAGGACAUAAAGGAGGAACAGUGUACAGAGCCACGCCCAGAACCUCUGUACCUGAUCGUUCCUCCACUGCCACCUUUCCUACUGGCCCCGGGUCAGCUCACCAUGCCCUGGCCAAAAUGGCUUAAAGCUUUUGAACACUACGCACAAGCGUUUGGUGAAAAAGAAAUGGACACCAGUAAGCUGGUGCUCCUACAGAGCUUUCUGGGCCCAGAGGGACAACGCGUUUUCACAACUCUAAUCGGGAGUCACACUACUUAUGAGGCCGCCAUUUCCGAGCUAACAAGUCAUUUUGGCUCUGAUGAUGCCACUCAAGCACACCGCCUUAAGUUCCACCAAAGGGCUCAGAUGCCAGGAGAGACUGUAGAUGAGUUUGUCACGGUGCUGAAAAGUCUGCUGAGACCUUGUCAGUAUGGAAAGAAUAAGAACAACCUUCUGCUUAAACACCUGAUUGAAAAAACAAACAAUCUUCAGCUCAGAGAGACGCUACUGAUGAGGAAGGACCGACUAACCUUAGCUAAGGCCUUGUCUAUUGCUAAAGAGUUUGAAUCUCAUUCAGGUGAAUCUCAGACGUUUGGUUUUCAUGAAGUGAGUGUUGACAUUGGGGAGGAUUUAGAGCUCCCUGUUCAAUAUAAGCGCAGAAGAGGAAGACCUCGGCUCGGGGAGGACAUUUUUAAUCUAAAGGCACCUGUGAUUGAAACUCAACAAAAGCGCAAAAGAGGAAGACCCCGGUGUGGGGAGAAAAAAGUGACACUAGAGACACUUGUGAGCGAGCCCCAGCAAAAGCCCAAAAGAGGAAGACCUCGGAUUGGGGAGAAAAGGGUUAAAUUAGAACCACUUGUGACUGAACUCCAACAAAAGCGAAAAAGAGGAAGACCCCGGCGCGGCGAGGAAAAGAUUACAACAAAACCUCUUGAGACUGAACCCCAAAGCGAACCAGCUGAAAUUGCAAAUCAGAAUGUCCAUAGCAAUGAUAGGAUGGACAAUGGUGACUAUGAAGGUGGAUCUCAGGCCGCAGAGGGUAACACUGAGAAUAAUGAUAAUGGCCCCCCUUUACCUCAAAUGAUACAAGAUGAAAGAAGCAACCAAUCAAGCGACAUCGCCGAAGAAAAUGACGACAGCAGAGACGAAGAUUUUGUACCUUUUUUGAGCAAACGAAAGGGACUUAGCUGUCCCAUGUGUAUCAACAGGUAUUUCAAGAGUGUAGACAAGCUCAACAGACACAUGAGGUCACACACGGGGGAGAAACCAUUCAAGUGUUCGCUCUGCAAUCUCACAUUCAGUCAGUCUUACCACAUGACCCGACACAUGAAGAACCAGCAUGCCGCAGGCCCAUAUGUGUGCCCCACAUGCGGGUUAAGCUUGGAAAGCCUUCCAGAGUUAUUUCAACACAAGAAGACGCACAAAGAGCAAAUCCUGAAUUGUACUGAAUGUCAUGAAGUAUUCUUGAAUAACGAAGAGCUUCGGGGCCACGUCAAGUCACACAAAUGCUCACCUCCUCAACCAGUCACUCAUAGCAAUCAACAAACUCAGGUAGUUGAAGUGAAAACUGAAGCUUUGUCCGAAGGUUCCACGGACGCUUGUGAAGCUACUGACAGUCUUGGGUUGACAGAGAGUGUCGUCUCUGAAGAAACCUCUAAACAAGGUGAAUUAAAGAAAACAAAAGAUAACUCGUGUCCCAUUUGUGUCGGGAGGCGCUUCAAAGGCCCAAACAAACUUGCUCGACACAUGAGGACACACACAAAGGAAAAACCUUUUGGUUGCCCCGUCUGCAGUAAGAAGUUUAGCCAGUCCUAUCACAUGACACGUCAUGUGAGAAUUCAACACGGUCUUGGACAGUACAUCUGCCCUCAGUGCGGUAAGAGCUUCACCACUUGGCUUGAACUAAAAGUACACAAAAGAAGCCACGCUCACAUUGGUCUCACCUGUCUUUCCUGUAACAAGCAGUUUAAAGAUAAGGGUGUGCUGGACAAGCACCUAAAGCUACACAAAGCUGUCGAGCCAGGCCCCCGAAGCCUCACCUGCGGCGACUGCGGCAAAGAGUUUGGCCGCCAGUAUCAUUUAAAGAGACACAUCAUGUCGCACCGCAAAGCCACCAAUUCUGAUCAUUACACGUGCCCUGACUGCAAGAAAAUCUUUUACUUUCCAGAAGAUCUCAACAAACACCUUGAGGACCAUGCAAAGGAAAGCAGCGGGACUUGUCCGAAAUGCAAUGAAAAUUUUGGUAGCGCAGAAGAGCUGGAGACCCACAUGCAGGUUCAUCAGAAGUCUUUUCCCUGCAGCACUUGUGGGAAGAAGUUUAAAGUGGAGUACGCCCUGAAGAAGCAUGAGGAGGGCCACCAACAUGAUCAGUAUUUCUGUUCAUUAUGUCAGAAACACUUUAUGAAACUGUCUCAUUAUAAGAGACACACGCAGGUCCACGACAGGCGAGAAUCCAGAUGUCCACACUGCGACGGCGUGUUUCUGAAGCUCACAGCUUUUAAAUAUCACCUGCGGACUCACACCUUGGAAAGACCCUACCAGUGCACUUGCUGCAUCGAAACCUUUGAGCAGGAGGAGGAGUUGGAGCAGCACUGCCUUAAACAUAGAAAGUUCAAGAGGGAGAGGCCUUAUUCAUGCACGCGUUGCGACCUUGCUUACUCCACCUUGAUAGAGCUGACCGAACACAUGAUAUCUCAUGAGGGAGAACAGCCACAGACCUGUCCCUUCUGCGGGAAAACCUUUCUGAACAAGAACAAGCUGGAGCGACACGUCAGCAUCCACACCGGCGAGAGGCCUCACCUGUGCUCCAUCUGUGGAAACGGUUUCCCCUCCGCGGCCAGCCUUAAGCUGCACGUCUUCAUCCACACAGGGGAGAAACCCUUCAAGUGCCUGCAGUGCAGCAAAAGCUUCAGCUCCUCCAGCGGCCUGCGUCUGCACAGCCGGCAGCACAUGGACGAGCGACCAAGCUACGAGUGUCCCGAGUGCGGCAGGACAUACGGCCGCCUGACGGAGCUGAAGAUGCACCAGCGCUACCACACAGGAGACAAACCGUAUGCGUGCACCUGCUGCAGCAAACGCUUCAUUAGCAAGGACAAGCUCAACGUUCACAUGAGGACACAUACUGGAGAGAGGCCCUUUUCUUGCCCUCAGUGUGGACAAACCUUUACCCAAACUGGGGACAGAAACCGACACAUCAGUAAAUACCACCCAGUGAGCACCUGAUAGAACUGGACAAUGAUCCUUCUAAACAUUCAGCUUUGCAUGCUUGUAGGUAUACAAUUAGAACUAUAGCUAGUUUUACUGUAUCAUAAUAUUUUAGAAAAUGCAAAAAUCUACAUGUACCGCCCGCAUGUCUUCAGUAACCGCAGUAUGUCUGUGCAGCUGAUGUUAAACGCAAUGACUGAUGGAUGUAGGCCCUGAUUCUUGCUUUCCUCUUUUUCUGAAACAAGAAAAUAGUCACAUAAGUUACUAGUUCUGGACUGUUAAACACCACAAAACACUUAAAAGAAAUCAGUAUCAUAUUGGAACAAUGUGUUAUUUUUCAAACAAGAUGCAAAGUUUGUCUAAUGCUUUUAAGUUCUUAUAGAUUACACAUAAAAGUGAUGUCAUGGUGCCUGCAAUGUGAGAGCAUAAAGAAAUUCUUCAUCCUGUAUUCUCAAGACACAUUUUUUACAUUUUUAAAGACAAAGUCCUUUGUUACACGAAACUUCUAAAAAGUUUAAACACCGGUACCCACUUUGAUUUACUCAGAAUUUCAUCAUUAUUGGUUUGUCUUGUAUUUUCUUGGAUGAUGAAUGCUUUUUUAAUAUUUCGGAUUGAGAAUAUUAUUCAUUUGAUUAAUUUUUAAAACAAUCAGCCUUUAGCCAAAUAUUGGCUAGUAAAUUAAAUGGGAAAAAAAAUAAUUACACGAUAACUGUUAAAAGUUUGUAAAGGAUAGGAAGAUCAUUUUAUCUUCAUGCGAAUAGUUUUAUUUAGGCCUAGUGAUGAUACAUACAGAAUUGCAGGGUGAAAGGUGCAAUAGAUAAUAGUGAUUCUAAUGAGAAAAUGUUUACUUUCAGUCAUUAAAGAUCUCUCCUUCGAAGACAUGAAAUUUGACUUGGACUUGUCGCUGAUUUCUAGAGCGGGUCACAAUAAAAAAAAUCUUAUUUUUCAUGCAAAAGCUAUGUAUGUUUAAUAGGUAUGGCUUAUCAUGUGGCAGUUACUUAAACACUACAUUGAUCAAACUGGAAGGAACUGUAACUGGAGCCACUGAGUGGGUGAUCGCUGAAUACAAAUUCAACUCAUAUUUCUUGUUUGUUUUUUUUUUCUGACAUUUGAUGCUAUUGUUGCUUUCCUCAGUAUUUUCAUUUGCUUGUGGGAUUUGUAUGUUUUACUGUUUAACUCGUGCCAUAGAAAUAAAACUGUUAAUUCACCCUACAUGAAU
Molecule: messenger RNA, 5049 nt
Organism: Cyprinodon variegatus (sheepshead minnow)
Lineage: Eukaryota; Metazoa; Chordata; Actinopteri; Cyprinodontiformes; Cyprinodontidae
Product: zinc finger protein 271-like
Exons: 5
Coding region: 618-3848 (1076 amino acids)
Biological process (GO): regulation of transcription by RNA polymerase II
Molecular function (GO): RNA polymerase II cis-regulatory region sequence-specific DNA binding; DNA-binding transcription factor activity, RNA polymerase II-specific
Source: RefSeq, a predicted model, not a curated record